This is a messenger RNA of Pseudomyrmex gracilis, 2062 nucleotides long. RefSeq lists its product as uncharacterized. NCBI's taxonomy places the organism in Eukaryota, Metazoa, Arthropoda, Insecta, Hymenoptera, Formicidae. The transcript is spliced from 3 exons. The record is from RefSeq and is a predicted model, not a curated record. Bases 550 to 1683 code for a protein of 377 amino acids.
CAGUAGGCGUGUAUGAUUUUCAAUUGUAAAGAAAAAUGGCUUACUUUAUGCAUUCUCCUAAGAGAUAAAGAGAGCAAAAGAAGAAGCAAACAAGCUAGUGGCGACUGACACAGCUUCUUCUGCAAUCAGCUGAUUUUCACAAAUAAAAAUCGUACACACUUACAGAGUCCAAAUCAUCGUUUUUUACGCGUUCAUUUGAUUAUAUGUAUUAAUUAAUCAUUCGAUAACUCGCAAAUUUUGCAAAAUGGUACAUGACUUUUCGAUUCAAACUCCAAUCUACUUUUACACUUCGGCUGUGUCAAAAGUUUUUAGACAUCCUGUAUAUUAUGUAUGUGUGUGUACACACACAUAGUAAUACGUAUAUUGCAUAUUAUUUAAACACAGUAGUUGCACACAGGAAUUAAACAAGAAGCGCAAAACGUGAUUCAGCAUGACAUAAACUUGCUGCUACAGUCAUUCUAAGAAGAACUUUUGGAACGAGCUUAAAAUAAGCACAAGAAAAAGAAAAGGAUAGAUGGGCAAACAAACAACAAAUUACGUGUGAACAAAAUGUCCGAAAGCGAGACAAAGCCAGCUUCGCCGAUACCUACGGUGAUGUGCGCACAAUGCGGAGGUGAUGAAGGAAACAGUAGUACUUUGGUAACCACACAAUGUCCGGCUCUGCAGGUCACCUCGCGGAUGUUGCGUUCGCCGAGUCACGAGAGCGUUACUACAGAUCUAUCACUUUUUAGUGUGUCGUCGAUUGCGAGCGAUUUGCGAAGUACUAACAGAUUAAUUACCUUUAAGUCUUACAGCGACGCGCACUUUAUUGGGCGAGGACCUUCUCCGAAACCUGACUCCCGACAGAUUCAGGGUAACAGGCCAGCAGACAUACCUGAGAUUCUAUGGUUCGAGGAGGAGAACGAGUUGAUCCGUAGUUGCGGAAUGUUGUCAUCGGCAUUAGGAUUGCGCAAGAGUUUUAGUACAAGCGACGUGUCGCAACUACCUAGUCCGGAUGCGACGGAAACCAGUGGCCUCCGAACGGCGGUGUCUGCUCUAGCUCUUGAUACUGCUCAGCGUAAUACCUUGCUACUGGAGCACGCUAGGCUGGGCCAUGCUUCGAGAUCUUGUAGCACAUGGGUGGCUGUAGGUGAACCAGUGGCUAGUACAUCUCAGCUUCCUAGUCCACAUGGUAGUGCUGCACAAGAACAGCAACAACUGCAACAAUCUCAACAACAAUUACAAGUGCAACAACAAUCGCAACACUCUUCCUCAAACGUUCAAUCGGUGCAGCAACUACCGCCGCAACCUCCAGUUCCUCCUCCACCACCUGUUCCCUUUACCGGAGCGGAUCUUGUUAGAUCUGUCAAUAAAAAAGUUCGACAAAACUAUAUACGACGAAGGCUACUAACUACAUAUCGUGCUUUGGAACGUCUUUCGCAAAGUGAAUUUAACUUAGACCAACUAGAAGCAGCAGCUACUGCAGCACAGACUUCUCAUGGAACAACUUUAUUGGUGCCCGGCACAGCUGCACGAGUGUCUGGUGCUUCCCUGAUUGGACGGAAAGAGCGGAAUCACGCACUAACAGUUCGUGAUGUAGAGAGAGAACGUGGGAAUCAACUAUCCAAGUACGAAAGAAAUAUGAUGAUCUUCAAUUGGCUUCAUACUCUGGACGAUAGUGCAGUUGUAGACAGUAUUGAAUAAGAGAUAAAAACAGACAACGUGCAACCUAUCGUGCCUCUAAAUUUGUUUCUUUUUGGUACUACCUUAUUAAGGAUAUUUUGUCAAUACAAAUAUCGCAUUAUUGCAGCCCGGAGGAUAGUGUUAAUAUAUUAGGCUUCUGAAUUUAGCUAUUGAAGUAUAAUGUCUAAAAAACAAAGGUAUGGUAUAUGAAUUUUUAUUUUAUACUAUUUAUGAAUUUCUAUUUUAUACUAUUUUUUUAUUGAGAUAAAUUAGUUUCUUUUGCGUAUUUCGCUCUACAUACUAUUACAGCAGUUAUCUACUAAUUGCACGAUUUAUAAAGAGAAAAUUUAGUAUAUUUUAUACAAAUUAAUUACAGUGAAUACAAAUGAUACAAAAUGUA